AUGGAAAUGCAAACGGCUUUUCCGUCAAAGAAACAGUGUGUCAGCAAAGCAGCGGAUCUAGAGUUCAGCAAAGAUCCCAAUUUUAACUUCAGCUCGAACGUUCCAGCCGAUGGUGUCUUCAAAGGGUUGCCCAAAUCUGCCAAGAAAGUGGAACCACUUUCCAAGAAGACAGCUGCAAGGGGACCUCUCAACAGAUACAAACUAGAAGCAGAGCUGAAGACCAAGAAUCAGCUGUUAGAAACAGCCAAACAGCAGCUACACUCCAGACUAACAGGAGCACAGGGCACUAUAAAGGAGUUAAAGGAGGAGAAUGAAGGCCUGGUGCAAGAAGUUGAGAAGCUCAAGAAACUGCAGGAGACUUGCCUGCUGAUUUUAGAAAGCAGGAACAUCGAUCCUGUAACAGGGAACAGCAUCUUGGAAGAAGAGGAAAAGAAAAAGGAAUGCCAGAAGCAGACAACGCUGUUGACUGAGAAGCUUAUAGAAGAGUUGAGGCUAUUUAAUCAAACAGCUGCAAAAGAAAAGGAGGUGCUUCAGGCAGCGAUGGCAAAGUGGAAAUCGGCCGAAGAAAAGAGACAGCAGUCCCUGGAGAAGCAUUCCACCUUUCAGGCAGAACUUAAGGAAUGUUCAGCAGUACUUGAUGAGCUGGAGCAGCUCCUGUCUAUGUGAGGCACAAGGAUGGACUGUA
Messenger RNA from Apaloderma vittatum (bar-tailed trogon), 685 nucleotides. It is a transcript of the gene KNSTRN, whose product is annotated as kinetochore-localized astrin/SPAG5 binding protein. The coding region runs from base 1 to 666 and encodes 221 amino acids. The transcript is spliced from 8 exons. The record is from RefSeq and is a predicted model, not a curated record. NCBI's taxonomy places the organism in Eukaryota, Metazoa, Chordata, Aves, Trogoniformes, Trogonidae. Gene Ontology annotation, biological process: regulation of attachment of spindle microtubules to kinetochore; spindle organization; mitotic sister chromatid segregation. Gene Ontology annotation, cellular component: mitotic spindle; centriolar satellite; kinetochore.